This is a messenger RNA of Pieris brassicae (large cabbage white), 2500 nucleotides long. RefSeq names its product dual specificity protein phosphatase Mpk3 (gene Mkp3). Gene Ontology annotation, molecular function: protein tyrosine/threonine phosphatase activity; MAP kinase tyrosine/serine/threonine phosphatase activity. Gene Ontology annotation, cellular component: cytosol; cytoplasm. The transcript has 6 exons. NCBI's taxonomy places the organism in Eukaryota, Metazoa, Arthropoda, Insecta, Lepidoptera, Pieridae. Bases 311 to 1444 code for a protein of 377 amino acids. The record is from RefSeq and is a predicted model, not a curated record. Gene Ontology annotation, biological process: protein dephosphorylation; negative regulation of MAPK cascade.
UCAUUUUGCAUUUUACCUAGGUGCAUGUAGUCAAUGCCCAGUAAGCAGCCAGAUAGGCGUCUGAAUGUAGUGUUCUACGCAUGUGAUGAUUUAAUGACAAUUUUUUUAUAUAUAAUAGAUAAUUAUUAAUUUGGUGAUUGUUUAUGAUUAUAUGAUUGUGUUUUGCAUAUUUUCUUUGUAACAAUUAGUUUAUUUCUCAAAACGAAAUGUUUACAAAUACUUACAAAUACUACAUUUGACUUGUGUAAGACUUAAUUUGUGCAACGGGCUUCUAUAAAUUAUUGCCUAUAUAUCGGUUCCUUAAGAGUUCAUGAUGCCGACGGACUCUGAAUGCGAGUGUGACUUAGUGACUAAGGAGUGGCUGCUAGCAAAGUUGCGAUCGGACGAGAGAGACACUAUCCUGAUUGAUUGCCGUGGAUCUAAUGAGUAUGCAGUGUCGCAUAUACGAUCAGCAGUAAAUUUCUCGAUACCUAGUAUAAUGUUAAGGAGAUUAGCUGCUGGAAAGAUAGAGUUGGCUUCGACCGUUCAGUGCAAGGAAUUAAAGGCGCGAAUUACACAUUGUUGUUCGAGAGGAACUUUUGUGCUGUACAGUGAUGGAGCAACUCGGGAACCUGACUCGGUCCAUGGCAUCUUGCUGAAGCGACUUAAACAAGAUGGAGUGCAAGUUGUGUGCCUAGAAGGUGACUUCGCGGAGUUCCAUCGGACAUAUCCCGAGUGGUGCAGCGAAGCGGGCGGUCAGCAUCUACCUCACUUGCCACUCAUGGGACUGCGGUCGCUGCGCAUCUCGGGUGCGGGAUGCGACGAGGCGCUGUCUUCGGGAUCGUCUUCGGAGUGCGAAGAAACGCACGUGCCGCAAGACUUCCCCGUCGAGAUCCUGCCCAACCUAUUCCUCGGAAAUUCCGCCAACAGCGAGGAUUGCGAGGCGCUCGCCCGCCACAACAUUAAGUACGUGCUCAACGUGACCCCCGACCUGCCGAACACGUUCGAGCAGGGAUGCGGCAUCAGCUACCUCAAGAUCCCCAUCGCCGACCACUGGAGCCAAAAUCUCUCUGUGCACUUCCCGCAGGCCAUUCACUUCAUCGAAGAGGCGAUGUCGGCCGGAUGUGGCGUGCUGGUGCACUGCGUGGCCGGCGUGUCCCGCUCCGUGACCGUGACGCUGGCCUACCUCAUGCAGCGGCACCGGCUGUCGCUGCGGGACGCCUUCGAGCUGGUGCGCUCGCGAAAGACGGACAUCGCGCCCAACUUCCACUUCAUGCGGCAACUGCACUCGCUGGAGCGGGACCUGGGCCUGCACGAGCGCUCCGCCCCUCUGAGUAAGGUGCUGGAGGAGACGGGCGCGCGUGAGCCCGCCGAGCGCUGCGGCUGCGUCGGCGCCGUCGGCGUCUCGCCCGACUCCGGCAUCGAGUUCGACCGCUGGAGCGCCGCCCGCGACACUCCGCGCUGACCGUUCGCCCCCCGCUCCCCGCGCUCCCCGAGGGACGCCUGUCCUCCGUGAGGACGCCUCGUCGCUUUUGUAUUUAGCCAAAGUCACUAGGUGACACCGUCUGUUGCGCGGGAAGACCCGAAGACGUUUGCCAAUUUUCAUGUAAUCGUGCAACUCACGAAGCAAGGUUUUGUGUUUCUGUAAUUUCUCUGAAGAGCCAAACCCGCAGCCAACGCAACAAAAAUAAACAAAAGUAAUUUUAAAAAUAUUCUAUUUUGUGUAAUUUUAUUGAAUUGCAGCGCAUCCAUCGCAUCCGUCUUCCGUCCGGGCGAUGACGAGUUCCGAUGCAUUGAAAAGAUAUAUUUAUGUUUAACGGAGUGCUUCUAACGGUUCUUCCACUGUUGUGCAUGUUCCUCGAGCGACGGCCGCCGCUUAAAGGCCGCCGUUCGGUUCCGCCCUGUCUGUACUUCAUCGGUUCGUCUCAUUAUUUUAUUCGAGAGUAUAUUGACGAAGAAAGAUCGAAAGUUUAUUUUUUUACUCGUGUUCCUCUAUUCGAUGGUGGGAAAUGCCACACCCAUCGACUGUAUUCUAGACAAUUCUAGGUUUCGCUAGUGAACGUGUAUUUUUGUAUUCCGACGACUGCGUUUCCCGUUUAAUAUAUUUUUGUAUUACAAAGUUAUACGUUAUACGAGUCGGUUCGUCUGUUACGAGUGUAAGUAAGACAAGCUUUAACGUUAAGUAUCUUAAUAAAGUAGUAAAUUGUUACAAAUUGUAAAUUUGUUAUAGUUUAAGGAAUAUUAUUGAGAUUCAGCUUCCCAUACUUUCCUCUCGAACGUCCGCGCGGACUAGAUUUCAUGAUUGUUAUUAGCGGAGGAGGAAGAAGCGGAGAGCGGACGUUCGAGCGUCCGGGCGACGCGAUCUAUCGGAGCUCAGUUGCACGUUGUUAUUGAAUUAUAUAAAUUAGUGCACAAAGUCGCUCAGACCCGGCGUAGCUCGUGACGUCACAGGUGACGAUAUUCUUGUACCCGUGUAUGAAUAUGAAAUGUACAAUUUAAAAAUAUAUGUAUAGUACGUUGA